UUGUCCCUCCUCUCGUCUGAGGAGCGCUCUCCAUCUAGCCGCGCAUCCUGCUCCAGAGUACCACCAGGAUGAACCGCCGCUGCACCGACAACCUUCACAUCACUUUCACACUCAUUUAACCCUUCACUCGGACCCCCGACAGCCGCCGCGCUACACCCAUGCUUUGCCCUCCUCUUGAGAUGCGAUACCAUUGCACAAUUUCCCGGAGAAUAUCUUCAUCUUCCGUCGCUCCUCGCUGAUAGAGAGCAUGCCCGACACGGGGACAGGCGCUGCAGCGGCGGCGGCGGCCGCCAGUGGUGCGACCACCGCCGGCGACGGCACCGAGAGCUCCCGGCACAGACACCGAGCGCAGCAGGGAGACGCGGAGAGGCCGGAGCCGGGCGCUGCCCCGCCGCAAGCCUCCUCCGGUGUACUGGAUAAGUUGUUUGGAAAGCGGCUGCUGCAGGCUGGGAGACACAUCAUGUCUCAUAAGUCUUGGAUGAAAACGGUGCCCACAGAGAACUGUGAUGUCCUCAUGACAUUUGCAGACACUACAGAUGACCACACGUUGCUAUGGCUACUAAACCACAUCCGGCUGGGAAUCCCAGAGCUCAUCAUCCAAAUCCGACAUCACAAGCACACACGAGUCUACGCAUUCUUCGUCACUGCAACAUAUGAAAAUUUGCUGCGAGGUGCUGAGGAGAUGGGACUGAGGAAAGCGGUGAAGCCCGAGUUUGGCGGAGGAACGCGAAGCUUCUCCUGUGAGGAGGACUACAUCUACGAGAACAUUGAGAGCGAGCUGUGCUUCUUUACUUCACAGGAGAGGCAGAGCAUCAUUAAAUACUGGAUGGACAAUCUACGUGCCAAACAUGGGGAGGUUCUUCAUAAUAUCAACUUCCUGGAGGGCCAGCCAAUCAUCCCUGAGCUGAGUGCACGAGGUGUGAUUCAGCAGGUCUUUCCUCUCCAUGAGCAGAGGAUCCUCAGUCAGCUGAUGAAGUCUUGGGUCCAGGCUGUUUGUGAGAAACAGCCCUUAGAUGAUAUCUGUGACUACUUUGGGGUGAAGAUUGCCAUGUAUUUUGCCUGGCUGGGAUUUUACACCACUUCUAUGUUAUAUCCUGCUGUGAUCGGCUUUGUCUUGUGGAUGCUCACUGAGUCAGAUCAGACAAGCCGUGACAUCUGCUGUGUGGUGUUUGCACUGUUCAACGUGGUGUGGGCCACUCUGUUUCUGGAGCGGUGGAAGAGGAGGGGGGCUGAGCUGGCGUACAAGUGGGGAACACUGGACGCACCUGCCGAAUCCUUGGAGGAACCACGGCCUCAGUUCCGGGGAGUCAAGCGCUGCAGUCCCAUAACAGGAUGUGAGGAGUUCUAUUAUCCUCCGUGGCGGAGGCGUGUAUUCAGGUGGUUGGUCAGCCUGCCCAUCUGUAUCCUCUGUCUCUGCUUUGUCUUCCUGGUCAUGCUCAUCUGCUUUGAGCUGCAGGAGUUUGUGAUGGGGAUUAAGGAGAUGCCUCGGCUAGCUCGCUUCAUCCCCAAAAUCAUGCUAGCUAUCACUGUGACCGCAUGUGACGAGGUGUACAGGAAAAUUGCCUGCUGGCUCAAUGAUAUGGAAAACUAUAGACUCCAGAGUGCCUAUGAGAAAAAUCUCAUCAUCAAAAUGGUUCUUUUUCAGUUUGUAAAUUCUUAUCUCAGCCUUUUUUACAUUGGAUUCUACCUCAAAGACAUGGAGCGGCUGAAAGAGAUGCUGCUGGUGUUGUCUCUGUUAAGGAGUCUGCAGCGACAGAUCCGGGUCAAUCUGCUGCCUUCCCUCUUCUUCAAGGUCCAGAUGUUUGUGGUCUCUGUUCCCUGGUUCUUCAGGGCUUUACUCAGGUCCAAAAUGCUGGCCACUCUGCUCAUCAUACGCCAGUUCCUUCAAAACGUGAAGGAGGUGCUGCAGCCUUAUCUGUAUGAGCGCCACAAGCUGGGCGAGCUCACACUGCGAGCUGUGUGGGACCUGCUGCUCUCAGUGCUGCUAAAAUAUGCCCGACUGGCAGCUGGAAAAGCCCAGGCUUCUCCUACUGACCAGACCAUGCCAGGACCUGGACUGAGGGGCACCAGGCCCGGCUUGGGGCCGUCAGAAAGAAGGGAAAAGAAGUGUUUAAACGGGGGAUGUGGGGUGCCUGAUGAGGAGGAGGGAGGUGAGAGGGACGAGGCUGACAGCGGCAGGUUCAGUGAAGGAGAGACGGAGGAAGAAAGUCUGAUCGACUGUGGUUUGAAGCUGAGGAAAGUCAGCUUCAUAGAGAAGGUGGACAGAAGGCCAGCCUGCGGUGGGCCCCUCAUGGACAACAGUUUCCUGGAGGAGGGGAGCCCCACAAUGGUGGAAAAGGGAAUGGACCCUGCUUCUGUAUUUGAAAUGUGUGACGAUGACGAUGAUAAUGGCAUCCAUGAUGUGAAGGAGUCAGGUGGGGGAGGGACCGGUGUGGUUGAAGGAAUUAAUGCUGCUGCCGGUGCCGCCGUCGCUGCAGCGGCCGCUGCUGCUGCUGCUGCCGCCAGCGCUGCCCCGCUAUCUUCUGGGUCUGAGAGCAGCACAACACUGCGACACAGAAGAAGAGGCAGGAGCGUAGAGAGACCUGAGCCGAAGACAAAAAGGGAAUCGUGGAUGGAUCCCCCCGAGGAGAGAGAGAGCAACACGCUCACUCAAGCUGAGAUGGAGAGCUGCAUGCAGACCUAUGCUGACACCUUCCAGGACUACCAAGAGAUGUUUGUCCAGUUUGGCUACGUGGUGCUCUUCUCCUCGGCCUUCCCUCUGGCUGCCAUGUGCGCUCUCAUCAACAACAUCAUUGAGAUUCGCAGUGAUGCCUUUAAGCUCUGCACCGGUCUGCAGAGGCCCUUCGGAAUCAGGGUGGAGAGCAUCGGCCAGUGGCAGACUGCAAUGGAAGCCAUGGGCCUGAUUGCCAUCAUAGUGAAUUGUUACCUGAUUGGUCAGUGUGGCCAGCUACAGCGUCUCUUCCCGUGGCUUAGCCCUGAGAUGGCCAUCAUUUCCAUCGUCAUCCUCGAGCACUUUGCCAUCCUCCUGAAAUACGUCAUCCAUGUAGCCAUCCCUGACAUUCCUACAUGGGUCCGAGAGGAGAUGGCUAAACUGGAUUAUCAGCGCAGGGAGGCCUUCAAGAAGCAUGAGCGGCAGGCGCAGCAGCAUUACCAGCAGCUGCAGAGGAGGAAGAGGGAGGAGGAGGAGAGGCAGAGGCAGGCGGAGCAUAUGGCCCGUAGGGAAAGAGAGCGGGACGACAGCAAGGGCGACUCCUCUGGGGAUCACCACCACGACAAAAGUCACAGCAGCAAAUCACGUCCAGGGAGUGGAGGCGGAGGGGGCAGUGGAUCGGACAAGCCUAAAAGGCCCAGCUCUCUGUUAGCCAACAAUAACGUGAUGAAGCUGAAACAGAUCAUCCCACUGCAGAGUAAGUUCUCCUCUGGUGCCCGCUCCCCUCAGUCACCCACUGGAAGUGAACCAAAGCUGCCCGGGUUCCUUAGCUUCAAAUUCCUCAAGUCACCUGAGAAUAAGAAGGAAGGUGCUGCGGCUUCUGCGGCAGCCACCACAGGCACUAACACCACAGCGACAUCUUCAUCAUCGUCAUCUUCAUCAUCAGGUAGCAGCUCUCAGGAGCGUUCUCAGUCACCCAGCAAAGCCUUCAACCCUGGGAAACUGUUUAAUUUUGGGAAAUCUGAGGGGGGGACGUGUGUGAACGGGGCUGCGAUGCCCAGAUCUGGGGAAGGAUCAUCAUCGCAGGCGUCAGAGAGACAACCAUCCAGGUCUGACUUGAACGGCGUUCCUGACGAGAUUCCCUCGCCUGGAGGGGAAGGGUCAGAGAACGGACAUUCAACAGACUUGGACCUGGCCGGCUCUAAAGUCUAGUAGCUCCAUAGAGAAUAAACUUGUCUUUGGUUACAUCUCAACUGAAGAACUGAUGUUUACUGUGAGGAAAGGCCUGACCUACCUUCUGUGUUGUCACAGGCUAUGUGUAGAGGUACUUGAAGGAGAAAGGGGGGAAAAGCUGAAACAGAUGAAAAAUGACUUCUGGUUUGGUUUCUUUUUUUGCUGAGAGACAAAAACAGGUCUUUAUAAGAAAGACGUAAGCCCUCCUAUCAUGACGAAUAAAAAAAUAAAAAAACACACACACAAACACACACACGCACCCCUUACACACAAACAUACAAAUCCUUCCUUGUCUGCAAUACAUAAAGAAAUGCAUGAGCUGCGUUUCUAAUAUUUUUAAGCCUUUAAAGCAGAGAGCUGUGUUUCUUGAGUUCUUCUAGUCAUAAAUUGUAAGCAUCUCGUUGGCCUCCCACUCGGACACAACAGCCUGUUGUGGAGGAAAAAGAUUUUUAAAAAAUGUAUACAGUGGUAUGAACGGAUCACAGAUUGUACAUGGAAUAAAUACAGAGAGUGUUUUUAGAUGUAACAACACAAGUGAUCAUUAGAGAUCUCAUUUUUAACUGUGAGGAAUUCUUGGGCCCUUCGCUUUUAUAUCAAAGUGAAAAAAUGAAAAAGCAAUAUCAGUCAGUGUUUUAAUUAUUCUUAUCAAUCAUCACAUAAAACCCUCCCUGUAAAAGCAUCCCUGAUACAUCACCAGCUUUAUUUUUUAAAGCAGAAGUGAUGUCUGAGCGUUGUACCCUCCUUCCCAUCCUGUGGCAGUUGCAGAUUUGUUUGAAAAGGAAGUAAAGAGCUUAGGAAGUUGAGCUGUCACACCAGUAUUUUUCCCAAGAGAGCAAGUGGAAGAGAAAAACAAGAAAAAGGAAAACAGAAGUAGACGAAGGUGGGUUUAAGAAAAUGGAGCAUGGAAGUCUGUCGUGUGCUGUUCUCCAUCCAAGCCUGUAGAGCACCUUGUAAACACAGAUGGUGCUCCAUUCCACACACUCGAACCAGACUUGGCAAACGAGCGCAAAGUUGAAGAAGUAACAUUUGCACUAAACCCCUACACCCGGCAUAGAAACAUCUCUCCAUCUGCAGGAGAGAAGACCGACACCAGCCUGCCUCAUAACAUUAUGCAAAAGCUGGAUCGUUUUGAUUUCCUCCUUUCACACAGUACAUGCUAUCUCACUCACCCGCCCCUGCUCUCAGCGACUAUGGGAUUUCCUAAAUAUUCUUUUUUAAAUAGUUGCUCUUAUUUAUGUUGAGCUCCAUGUCUCUUUUAUACGCACCAUUUGCUGCAUUGUUUUAUUGCAGUACUGAUGAGGGGAAUUUCCUUUUUUAACCAAAGCGGUAUUUUUCGGAUUAUACUGUUGACCCAUCAACACUGUUUAUGGUGUACAUUUUGUUACUCAAGUAAGCAAGCCCAUCAUAUACCAUUUAUCGGUGUUUCACUUCUGUGAGGUCUCCAGAAGGUGGUGCCAGAGUUUAUUUGCAUAGCAAAAUGUGUUGAACCGCUUGUUCAACUCACUUUUGAUUUACUGUGAUGGGUGUCUAGUCAUCAGCAUACAGUAGAGGCAGUGAAACGAGAGUGUCAGGCAAGUGUUUGAGCGCUUUGAGAGGAAAUUGUACUAUGGUGACAUUUGAGGUACACAGUGAGAAAAGUCUUACAGGCCAUCGAAGAGACAGAAACAUUAACUAUGCAUUUCUACACCAUCACCUUUGGCAAUGAUUUUGGCAAUAACACUGAGUUGUAGGAGACUUUAAGUCUAGACAAACUCCUCCACCCGCAGCACUCAUCUUACUGCAUCAUCCCACAGCCAGACUCCAUUCAUCUUUUCUUUGUGUCCCCCUCAAUUUUCACGCUCUCUUCUCAGCUCCCUCCUGUCUCAUGUUUAUUGUGAGGAAUCUCCCCUGAAUCACAAUUAAAACGAUAACAAUAAUCUCAUCCAUCUAUCGCUAUGCGUCUUCAGAAUCUGUCUCGGAGUGAUGAUGACAUUGAGAUUCAGAAAGUUUUUAUAUUUUGUGGCUGCUUUCAUGUGUCUGUUACACCUUUACAAUAGUCCACCUUUCAGUCACAUGCCUAAAGAAAAUCCGAAAAUGUACUUCCGCAGACAGACAAAAAGAUCUUUGUGACAUUAAAUGCAAUAAGGAAAUAGACAGGAUGUCAAUUUGUGUGGUCACCGUGUCAUUUUACCGUCAAUCUACAGUAUGUCCUUUUUUAUAUUUGGAAAUCAUUGUUCAUUAUAAAUGUAAAGUGAGAGGUGCAAGGCUGAGAGAAAUUUAAUAUGUGUAUCAGUCUCACAGGCUGGUCGUUGUUAAAGGGACACAUGAUAGAGAUCAGGAUGGUAAGCGUAGAUGAGAAUAGUCAUAGUCAUCAAAACCUUUUUAUUGUUGCAGAAUUUGGAUUUCAGGGAUGUGUGACACCGUGAUGCAAUAGAUACCAUCAUUUGAAAGUCGGUGAAAGUUUGUUUAGAAAGUUAGUUUCCAAGCAGAUUAGUCAAGUGAGAAGGCAGAGUCAGGGCAUCACAGUGGAGUUUAGGUCGUGUAUGGUUAUGUAGUUCCUCCUUAUUCAGGGAAAACUUACUUCAUAUAAUAGAAAUUGAUAGCAUUAACCAACUUAUCACUUCUUUCAUCCUUGCACUCUUGGCAGCAGCAACAAAUUCUGCAUGUGGGUCUUUUAAAUAAGCGUUGGUUGAAAAUUAACAAACCUUGAACAGUUUUGGGUAUCAUCGAAAGCUUCAUCAAGAGGCACCCCCAUGCCAGAGACAGCGCCAUCACUGUUUUCUUGGGCCAAGCACAGGCGUCCCUCGCAUGAGGACAGCAGCUCAGACAGCUCAGACACAUCUGUAAUUCACUAUCAAAGCUACAGCGGUUCUUUAAAGGAUUUGGGCUUAACUAGACUUUACAAGCACCAUCAGUCUAAGGGGAAACUAGUAGGGCAGGACUGAAUUUAGUAAAUGUACUCCUGGAUUUUAAGAGUGGAUUUGAACAGGUGAGAUUCUCACCACGGCUACAAUCUGACUCUAACCUCAGAGUUUAAGAUAAGACAUCUUCAUGGAAGCCUCACUUACUGAACAUCAUAUGCUCUUCCAAUGUACCACUGUACAAAAAAGAUCUUUUAAAGAGAAAUACUGGGAAAUGGGAUUAUUUAUUUCUUUUAAUUUAUUUUGUCAUAUUUUUGUAAGACCUGAAAAAUAGUUAAUAAAACUAUUUCAAAUGCA
Molecule: messenger RNA, 7080 nt
Organism: Larimichthys crocea (large yellow croaker)
Lineage: Eukaryota; Metazoa; Chordata; Actinopteri; Sciaenidae
Gene: ano8b
Product: anoctamin 8b
Exons: 20
Coding region: 248-3862 (1204 amino acids)
Biological process (GO): chloride transmembrane transport
Cellular component (GO): plasma membrane
Molecular function (GO): chloride channel activity
Source: RefSeq, a predicted model, not a curated record